This is a messenger RNA of Cladophialophora yegresii CBS 114405, 3669 nucleotides long. RefSeq lists its product as uncharacterized. Gene Ontology annotation, molecular function: protein binding. The coding region runs from base 1 to 3669 and encodes 1222 amino acids. The record is from RefSeq and is a predicted model, not a curated record. NCBI's taxonomy places the organism in Eukaryota, Fungi, Ascomycota, Eurotiomycetes, Chaetothyriales, Herpotrichiellaceae. The transcript has 2 exons.
AUGAGUGGUCACCAUGAAAAGGCUCAGCGCUAUAUCGGCCUUCUCGAGGCAGCGCGCGUCGCCGGCAAUUGGGGCGAAUUCCCUGAGCUCAUAAGAAAAGUGACCAAACACGCCCCUGACCGGAAGUGCCUGAUCCAAACCGCAAAGCUCGAGUCCGACGUCGCCCAGUAUGCCCUCCCACCGAACCGAAGACCCGGUACAGCCACUACGAGCCAGCCGAUUGCGGACUCGCAAGUGGUCUCUCUCGAGUCCCAACUGCGCGCGACCGGGGCACCUUCUGAAGAGCUAGUGCAGGGUCAGACAUCUUUGCUUUGGGCGCGUUGGGUGGGAGUGUAUAAGACAGAACGUCCAGUUCCUGCCAUCACUUUCGAGCCUGUUCGCACAGCAGCCGAUGCUACCUCGCUGUGGACAAAGAUCUGUGUUGUGAAAGCCGUAUACGUCCGCGCGCUGCUAUACAUACAGAGCGGCGACACCAAGCGGGGCACCGAGCUCCUUGAGACUCUACUGCCAUGGCUCGACGCGAACCGGAGCCUUGUAGUGUCGACGCCGCAACUCCUCUACUGGGCACAACAGCUGCUGGCACGAGUAGCGCUGGGACAAAUGCAGUCAAUAGCCCCCGCCAGCCCAGUUGACCAUGAAUCUGCGUCCUUCAGGCUGCAAGCAUUCCGGCAUUGGGCAGUACUGGCCGUCAAGAACCAAGGCGUCUCGCCCUUGACCUAUGGGAAUGCUCCAGGACACCUAUCUAAGCUAGAGAUGUGGAGGGCCUACUAUCGCUUCAUGUCCGCCAUCCUGCAGAACAAGGAAGGAAUCGCUCACCACGUCCCCUUGGUACCUUCUGACUUGGCCAUUGAGUUGCGGCGCGUGGAGGCAUCUUACGAGAACGAACUAUUGCGCAACGUGCAAUUUCCCAAGGCCACCGAGUCGAACGCGGUCAUUGAGGGUUGGGUAGAAGAGUUCAUCCGCAAUUGGCAAAUUCUUUGCGGUCCCGGCUGGUCGGACUCCGAUCUGGGCGAAGGCGGUCGGAAUUCGUGGGGAAGGAAUGUUCUUGACGUGCUCUACAGAGCUGCAACGAAAUCAUUCCACUCCACGUUGGUUCUCAGGCGCUUGUUCCAGGUCCACAAAGCCCUGGCCGACUUCGACUUGGCGUACAAGGCUCUAGAGACUUAUGUCGAACUCAUCGACCGAGCUCGUGCACGUGCGGCAAAAUCAGAAAGCUCGCAAACUUCUGCCACCAGCAGAGAUAGCGACGAGGUUUUUAUGAAGACCAUUGCCGAAGGCAUUGAAGGGCUGUGCUCCUUUGGUGGGAGGGUCGAGGCAGAAAAGGCCCAUAAGCUCUGCGAGAAGCUUCAGGAUCUUCUAGACGAAAUCGAGCCUCCCAUUGAACAAAUCGCACCCAACGGCUUUGGAUCUGCUAAUGGGCACGCCAACGGCCAGAUGCCAUCGCCGGCACCUCUGUCAGCCGACUUGAUCGAUGUGACGUAUAGGGGAAUUGGCCUCGGAAAGGCGCACUGGGCACGAUGGACACCUUUCAGUGAGAACCGUACGACUUUGCAGUCCGAAGCCGUGGAAUACCUGCAAAAGGCUGCCGCGCAGGAUCUUCCUGCCCGUGAACACCUCCAAACACUCUUCGCUCUCGCUCGACUGCUCGCCGAAACGCGGGAGAUCGACCAGGCGCUUGCCGUGGUCAAGAGAGCCUUGUCUUCAGAAGUGGAGAAUGAUGAAGGAGACACCUCGUAUGGUUUACAGCGUCAGCUGAUGCCGUUCUGGCACCUGCUGGCUCUGUUACUAACCUCGCGACAACAGUUUGAAACAGCAAGUCAGAGUUGUGCGGCAGCAUUCGAGCAAUUUUCUCCUCCCGAAAUCAUGCUCGGUGACCCUGCCGGUGGCACACACCGCGCAACAAGCCAAAAACUAGGAUUAGUCGAUGACAUGGAAUGUGGGGAGCUGCAGAAAAUCAUCGAAAUCCGCAUUACCGAGCUGGCUCUGACCGAAUUGAUGGAGGGCCCUGAGCACGCAGUCAACAGCAGCAACGAUCUUCUUGCACUUUAUUCCCGGGUAUUUGGUCGCCACGGAGCAAUCGCCAUUAAUGAAGAAACUACGAGAAAAAAGUCCGUUGCACCCCCUAAGAGCUCUCAUGGCACCAUCAGAAGUCUUCCUAGCAAGCUCCUCCAUCGCAAAAGGCUGGGCCGGUCCAGCGAGUCCAACAAAGGUGCACCUUCCAUAGAGGAAGUCAGACCGAUUACCCAAGCAACGCAAACGACACAGGCGCCAACCAUCCAUGUCACGGAUGAAGACGAGAAGAGCUCUCCUCCGAAGCAUAAACUGUUCCAUCUCCACGAUCGCGAGAGUCGUUCUCCCCGUGCUCUUGAAAGUAAGCAUUCGAAAACGCGGCUCUCAAGAUCCUUGGGUCGAGGAAAGAGAGCACCCAGCCCGGCAUCGAGUACAAGACAGUCAUUCGAGUCGACGCACGAAACACAACCAGCAAACGCAAAUGGUGACGAGCGCCAACCCCACGCACGAUUAGAGACCAUCCAGUCCGCCGACGUCCCGGAGGUCCCAAUCUCACCCGACCAUGACACAAGCCCGACAGCGAAGCAACCCCUCAAAGAAAUCCCACACAACCUCUCCAGCCACGAGAAGGUACCACCGCCAGCAAACCACCGCAACCAGCCUCCCUCGCAAGACGUGCGUCUCCCCAUCGUGGGACCAGGGCUCCGGACAGAUCCCAUCCCGCGCUUCCCCAAAACCGUCUCCCAACGCCACGCGCUCAGCAUCCUCGUGAAAAUCUGGCUCGUCAUCGCGACGCUCUACAGACGGGCCCAUAUGUUUGAAGACUCGCGCGAAGCCACGGACGAGGCCGCCAAAGUCGCCAUGAAGAUCGAAGGGAUGAUCGCCGCCGUGGAAAGCUCCGCCCGGGCUUUUGGCGCCGUGGGCUGGGGCGGGGGCGGCAAGUCGUCCGACGAGCUCUGGGCCGACGUCUACUGCGAGCGCGCCGACCUUCUCAUGGCCAUCGCACGCGCGAGGGAGGAGAAAGAAGCCUGUCUGAACGCCGAGACCGUCCGCGACGCCGUCGAAAGUUACGAGCAAUGCCUAAUGUACUUUGCAGACCACCCGGGCGGGAUCGUCGGCCUGAGUAACGUGCUCCUCGAUUACUUUGAGCGGAAAGUCGAACUGGCGAAACGGAUCGAUAACGGCAGGCCACGGGGGGAUGAUGUCCAGCAGCAGCAAUCACAACAGCAAUCACAACAAGCAGUAGCAGUUGACGAACCGUCCACGUCCCGCCCGAAACACAAACGAGAAUGGUCACGCGCUUCGACCUUCCCAACCUCCACGGGCAUCGUAGCCGACACAGGCAUGGACCACUCCAACUCGCACAACUCGCACAACGGCGCAGGUGCGGCUCAAGACUCGUCCGAUCUUAAGAAGACGCCGGAGAACCUGAACCGCCUCGCGGCGCGCGAUCGGGCGUAUGGCCUGCUCUCCAGUCUCACGAAGUUAGGCUCGGGCUGGGAUAACGCUGAGGCGUGGUUCGCGCUGGCCCGCGCGCACGAGUUGGGCGGCGAGCUGGAGCGGGCCAAGGAGAUCCUGUGGUGGUGUGUCGAGUUGGAGGAUACGAGGCCGAUUCGGCAUUGGCGGAAUCUGGGGGGUGGAGGGGGGUAUGUUCUCUAA